AUGUCGAGCUUGAUGUCGAGUUUGUUGGCACAGUGGGUGCUGAAUGAUAACACCUCUCAGGACAUCCAUGGCCUCAAACCCCGCGAAUUCGACUCGAUUAAAUCCGUGGCGGCAAACUCUGCCAAUUCGGCUGCUGGAUCAUGGAUUAUUGAUCCGCUUCCAGCGCUUCAGCGGCGUGGUUUGAUUGCCAUUGCAGCAUUGUCCCUGAUUUCUCUCACUUCGACAUUUUCUUUGCUUUGUUUCUUUACCUAUCGGUUCAUUUUCUGGAAGAAGUACUACAAGCGCUACAUUGGAUACAAUCAGUAUGUCGUGUUGAUGUACAAUUUGGCCUUGGCAGAUUUCAUUCAGGGUCUUGGAUUUAUUGUUAGUCUGCGAUGGAUCGACCAAAAUUCUAUUCAUGCAGAAGACCCAGGCUGCUUCUUACAAGGCAUCUGGCUUCAGAUUGGUGACCCGAUGAGUGGAAUGUUCGUGUUGGCCAUCGCUCUGCACACCUUCAUGCAUGUUAGUCUGGGUCGCCAGAUCAGUCACAAGGUAUUUGUAUCACUUGUGGUCGGUCUCUGGAUCUUUGGGGUCAUCCUUGUCGUUAUUCCAAUUGGCAUUUAUGGCAGCCAUGUCUGGAUGCCUUCUGUCGCAUGGUGUUGGAUGACCACUCAACACCCGGUUCUUCGUCUCUUCACCCACUACUUUUGGAUCUUCGCAGCCCAAUUCAUGAACCUCCUCUUAUACGCCAUCAUGUUCGUCCAGCUCCGACGCAAGAUCUCCCAAUCCAAGAUUCUGGGAUCCAGCUACACCGAGAGUCUCAAACGCCUCAAUCGAGUCGUCUCAUACAUGGUCCUCUACCCGAUCGUCUACAUCACCCUGACACUGCCAUUAUCUGCCGGUCGCAUGGCAUCCGUCAGCGGAAAAUCGCCAAGCGUCACAUACUUCUGUGUGGCAGGUGCUUUGAUGACCCUAUCCGGAGCCUGUGACGUCGCACAGUACACCCUGACUCGCAAGAGUAUUGUGCUGGAGUCGGAGACCCGAUCGAAGGAAGCUUCGCGCGAUAAGACGAAGCAAGGCUACGGCAACAUCUAUUCCCAGAACACGGAGGAGAAGGGUCCAUUCACUACCGUUUGUGCUGCACAGGGUGGCAGCUCGACUGAAGCCAUUGUCAACCAGGAAGAAGUUGAACUCACCACCGUUGACCAUGUGUUCCAGCACACGACGAUUACUGUGACCCACGAGCCCGCUUAUUAG
Molecule: messenger RNA, 1236 nt
Organism: Penicillium pulvis
Lineage: Eukaryota; Fungi; Ascomycota; Eurotiomycetes; Eurotiales; Aspergillaceae
Exons: 2
Coding region: 1-1236 (411 amino acids)
Biological process (GO): adenylate cyclase-activating G protein-coupled receptor signaling pathway
Cellular component (GO): plasma membrane
Molecular function (GO): G protein-coupled receptor activity
Source: RefSeq, a predicted model, not a curated record